Messenger RNA from Varanus komodoensis (Komodo dragon), 3115 nucleotides. It is a transcript of the gene PPARG, whose product is annotated as peroxisome proliferator activated receptor gamma. Gene Ontology annotation, cellular component: nucleus. The transcript is spliced from 7 exons. Gene Ontology annotation, biological process: hormone-mediated signaling pathway; negative regulation of inflammatory response; positive regulation of transcription by RNA polymerase II. Lineage: Eukaryota; Metazoa; Chordata; Lepidosauria; Squamata; Varanidae. The record is from RefSeq and is a predicted model, not a curated record. Bases 1480 to 2907 code for a protein of 475 amino acids. Gene Ontology annotation, molecular function: nuclear receptor activity; RNA polymerase II cis-regulatory region sequence-specific DNA binding; zinc ion binding.
UGAGUGUGCUUUAUAUUUCUAAGUAUACAUGGUUAGUUACAAUGGUUAAAGAUACACAGUAGAUAUGGACCUACCCAGAGAAUACCAGGCCGAUGUUGUCAGAAGCUGGCUUCCAAAGCUGAGUCAGACAACUGGCCUGUGUCUCUUUUCUGAUGGUGUUGUCUAGGGGCCCAGCAAAAAUCCAUCCCAACCUGUAAUGUUUGGUAUUGUUUAUGUGUAUGACACCUGGGAUGGCCUAUAGACCAGUGAGUAGGACAUCUACUUUGGAUGGAAAAAGUUCCUGGUUUGAACCCAGACAUCUUCAGGCAAGACGAGGAAAGAACCUCCCUGAAAACCUGGGGAGUUCCCAUUAGUCAGUAUCAACAGAUAACCCCAUGUUCUGAGUCAAUGAAAGAAAGUUUCCUAUGUUCUUAAUAGGGAUAUAAUGAUGGACAGAGACAAAAUGGGUUCUGCCAAUGGACUUCUUGCCUCCUCUUGACAAUGGAUAGUAAUAACAGUGCUGCCGUGAAGGCUUCCCUCUCAAAUGCAGACCUUUCUGCCUUCUCCAGUUAGGGCAGCGGUGAAAUGGGUUCUAUGCAGAUCGGUAAGGAGAGUUAACUAAGACUGGGACUUCCUUCAUCAUUAUGUGUUGUCAGUGAAGUGGAUUUUUCCUUUCUUUUUAGACAUAUUGAAAUCCUACUGCUUCUUAAUGUUCUGUGUGUCAAAGAAGAGUUCCAAGCAAAGAUGUGUGGCUAGUUUUUGCAUUCGAAUUGUGGAAGAGAUUGUCAAAUCUUAAUAUCACAGGAGUGUGCUAUUUGUUACUUCAGACCAGCUGAUAUGCAAAGAAAAAUGUUAAUUACAGGGUUUGGGAACUUGUUGUUCAUUUAAGCAGCUAUGGUCAGAAGAACAGGUUUUACCACCGAGGGUGGACUUUGAUUAUUCACAUCGGGAGCUUGAAAAAAAGGCAGCACUGUAUUUUCUAAUAUUUAUCUGCACAAUUUUAAAAACAUGUAUGUUUGGGAUCUACAAUGUGAGGGAGUUAGUUGAGCUUAAGUGCCACUGAAAUGAAUAGAAUUUAAGUUAGUAAUUGCUAGCUUGCCCCCAGCAACUAACCUGCUUUGAAUCUGGGCAAAUGCAUUUUAUCUUCUACUCUUGAAUGGAGUCUUUUGUUUUAUGUUGUGGCCUGAUUACAAGACUUGCUAUUCCAACAGAAAAGGCCUAAGGAAGUAUGUGAGUUCUUAACUGUUGUACCAGCAGGAUGCUACAUCAGCAUCUUAACUAGAUAGGGUGGGCCAUAUAAUAUGGGCUUAAAUAAAUGCGCUUUUCUUAUUGUGGUCGUCAAUCAGAUUAUCUGACAUGCUGCUCUGUCAUCUCAUUCCUUCCCUCAGGACAAGGUGGAUUUCAGUAGCCCUGUGGAGGCAGCUAGCCUGGAAGGGGCUAUCUCAGCUGAAACCCUGAGUGAGAACUGAUGGCAGGCUAGUGCCACACCUUUGGUUGACAAUGGUUGACACAGAAAUGCCGUUUUGGCCCAUGAACUUUGGAAUCAGCCCUGUGGACCUUUCUGCCAUGGACGACCACUCCCAUUCCUUUGACAUAAAGCCCUUUACCACAGUUGAUUUUUCUACUCUUUCUUCACCACAUUAUGAGGACCUUCCUCUUGCAAGAACUGACCAGAUGGCCAUUGACUACAAAUACGAUAUGAAGUUUCAAGAGUGCCAAAAUGCUAUCAAGAUGGAACCUCCUUCUCCACCAUACUACUCAGAAAAAGUUCAGAUGUACAAUAAACCUUAUGAAGAAACUUCAAAUUCCCUGAUGGCUAUUGAAUGCCGAGUGUGUGGAGACAAAGCUUCUGGGUUUCAUUACGGGGUACAUGCAUGUGAAGGCUGCAAGGGUUUCUUUCGCAGGACAAUACGAUUAAAGUUAAUCUAUGAUCGGUGUGAUCUCAACUGCCGCAUCUAUAAGAAAAGCAGAAAUAAAUGUCAAUACUGCAGAUUUCAGAAAUGCCUUGCAGUUGGAAUGUCACAUAAUGCUAUCAGGUUCGGGCGAAUGCCACAGGCAGAGAAGGAGAAGCUGCUGGCGGAGAUUUCAAGUGACAUCGACCAGCUGAACCCCGAGUCUGCUGAUCUGCGAGCCCUUGCCAAGCUCUUGUAUGAUUCAUACAUCAAGUCCUUCCCUCUGACCAAAGCCAAGGCGAGGGCAAUCUUGACAGGAAAGACAACAGACAAAUCACCAUUUGUCAUUUAUGACAUGAAUUCCUUAAUGAUGGGAGAAGAUCAGAUCAAGUGCAAACAUUUGGCCCCCAUGCAAGAGCAGAACAAAGAGGUGGCCAUCCGCAUCUUCCAGCGAUGUCAGUUUCGCUCAGUGGAGGCUGUUCAGGAGAUCACAGAAUUUGCCAAAAACAUUCCAGGCUUUGUGAAUCUAGACCUGAAUGACCAAGUAACGCUUCUGAAAUAUGGUGUCCAUGAGAUCAUCUAUACACUCCUGGCCUCCAUGAUGAACAAAGAUGGUGUUCUCAUAUCCGACGGACAAGGAUUCAUGACUCGGGAGUUCCUGAAGAGUCUCCGGAAACCCUUUUGUGACUUUAUGGAGCCCAAGUUUGAGUUUGCUGUCAAAUUCAAUGCACUGGAAUUAGAUGACAGCGAUCUGGCAAUAUUUAUAGCUGUCAUUAUUCUCAGUGGAGAUCGCCCUGGAUUACUGAAUGUGAAGCCCAUUGAAGAUAUUCAAGACAAUUUGCUGCAAGCUUUAGAACUCCAGUUAAAGCUGAAUCACCCGGAGUCGUCACAGCUGUUUGCAAAAUUGUUGCAGAAAAUGACAGACCUCAGACAAAUUGUAACAGAACAUGUGCAGCUGUUGCAAAUUAUAAAGAAAACGGAGACAGAUAUGAGCCUUCAUCCACUCCUGCAAGAAAUUUACAAGGACUUAUAUUAAGGGCCAUAGAAUGUUUAAUCCAUUGGCAUCAUGUCUGUUCCUCAAAUUGCACUAUUUCUUUGAGAGGGAAACUAUUACAUACCAAAGAAAUUACUGUGAAGAAAACAUUUAAUAAGAGACAGAGCUUUACUAUUACAGAUCUAUUUUAUGCAUAUUGUUUAUAAAGACACAUUUACAUUUACUUUUAAUAUUAAAAAUGUCUAUCUCA